AUGCAUCAGUGUGGUGUCUGCAAGAAGUGGUUCCCUCGACCCAGCGGUCUCAAAACUCACAUGAAUUCCCACUCCGGGGAGAAGCCGUACAAAUGCACUGUCCCCAAUUGCAACAAGAGCUUCGCGGUGCGCUCGAAUGCAAAGCGGCACCUACGGACGCACGGGAUCAUUCCCACCUCUGAACCUUCCAGCAGGCCAGCCUCGAAAUUCACCGUCGGCUUCGAGACUCCCAUGGUAUCCCCCACCGCGCACGAGAUGACGAAGAUACCCAACAAACUCAAAUGGAUACCCAUGAGCCUGCAGACGCGCACGAACAUCGCCGUGCUGCAGCGCGAGUCAUCCGUCGAGGACGACGACACCGACGAG
Gloeophyllum trabeum ATCC 11539 is the source of this 366-nucleotide messenger RNA. RefSeq lists its product as uncharacterized. The transcript has 2 exons. The record is from RefSeq and is a predicted model, not a curated record. Gene Ontology annotation, molecular function: DNA-binding transcription factor activity, RNA polymerase II-specific; RNA polymerase II cis-regulatory region sequence-specific DNA binding. Lineage: Eukaryota; Fungi; Basidiomycota; Agaricomycetes; Gloeophyllales; Gloeophyllaceae. The annotation marks the transcript as partial. Gene Ontology annotation, cellular component: nucleus. Gene Ontology annotation, biological process: regulation of transcription by RNA polymerase II.